Messenger RNA from Spizellomyces punctatus DAOM BR117, 495 nucleotides. Its product is annotated as 60S acidic ribosomal protein P2. The transcript is spliced from 3 exons. The coding region runs from base 119 to 454 and encodes 111 amino acids. Gene Ontology annotation, biological process: cytoplasmic translational elongation. Gene Ontology annotation, cellular component: cytosolic large ribosomal subunit; ribosome. Gene Ontology annotation, molecular function: structural constituent of ribosome. Lineage: Eukaryota; Fungi; Chytridiomycota; Chytridiomycetes; Spizellomycetales; Spizellomycetaceae. The record is from RefSeq and is a predicted model, not a curated record.
AAGUCCGUCGCUGUCGUUGUUGGCAGUACCUCCAACACACCAACGGUUCGCGAACUCAAGCCGCUCUUUGAGUUAAAAACGGGUUUGACGUCAGGACCUUUCAUUCCAUAGUUCAAAAAUGAAGCACCUCGCAGCCUACUUGCUCGCUACCCUCGGUGGUAAUGCUACCCCCUCCGCAGCCGACAUCAAGAAGAUCCUUGGUGCUGUCGGUGUUGAGGCCGAGGAGGAACGCAUCAGCAAACUCCUUGCUGAGCUCAACGGCAAGGAUAUCAACGAGUUGAUCGCUGAGGGAUCCAAGAAGCUGUCCUCUCUCCCCGCAGGUGGCGCUUCUGCUGCCGCUGGUGCAUCUGGUGCCGCAGCUGCUGGAGGUGCUGCUGAGGCGCCCAAGGAAGAGAAGAAGGAGGAGGCUAAGGAGGAGUCUGAUGAUGACAUGGGCUUCGGUCUCUUCGACUAAGCGUGGAAACCUGUUCUAAUACAUGCUUGCGGUGCUCCAUA